UCAUUGUUUGAUUAAUUACUAUGUUUCUGUGCCUGGAUGCAGGGCGGAAAUUCAUGAGGUCCUGGAAGAAUACAAAGAAGGAGCUGCCAAGUUUAUAGGCAUGCCGGACACGGUGCUGUACUGCUCCCUCCAAGACCCGGUUGCCCCCUGCCCCUCUGGCUACAACACCAACAAGGCAGUGUCCCUGUGGGGGACUUCAGGGCGCAUGGAAGUGACGGCUUCCAAGUUCAUGGACAUGCAACGUGUCAUCAAGCCCGACUGGUUUCAGUGCAUCUCUGAUGGAGACACCGUUUCUGGGGAAGUUGGGAGGAAACGAGCCAAGAAAUCCGUGGAUAGGUCUCUCUCCUUCCUGGAUGAAUGCCUCCAGCUCCUGGAGAAAUCACCGGAGCUACAGGGCAGCGUAAUGAUUGGGGUGAUUGAAGGUGGAGAUGUCUUGGAAGAGAGGCUCCGAUCGGCCAGGGAGACGGCCAAGCGGCCCGUGGGCGGAUUUCUGCUAGAUGGAUUCCAGGGACCAGCCAUGGCCAAGGAGACCAAGUUGAAUCUGAUCGCUGCUGUCACGGCAGAGCUGCCCGAGGACAAACCGAGAAUCAUCCACGGGAUAGGCAAACCGGAUGAGGUGCUUGAGUGUAUAGAAAGAGGAGUGGACAUUUUUGAGAGCUUCUUCCCCUACCAGGUGACAGAGCGAGGCUGCGCCUUGUCUUUCAGCUACGACUGCCAUCCCAAUCCUGAAGCAGCGGUUUUAAAUCAAAAUGGGAUCCAGAAYGCAGAGGAAAACAGUGCUGAAAAAGACGAGAGUGAAAUCUCCGGAGCUGAUCCCGAAAUGACACCGUUUGAGAUCUCUCUGAAGGAUAAAAGGUAUCAGGAGGAUUUUGGGCCCUUGCUGGAAGGAUGCACCUGCUACUGCUGCCAGAGACAUACCCGAGCCUAUGUCCAUCACCUCCUGGUGACCAACGAGCUCCUGGCUGGUGUCCUGCUCAUGAUGCACAACUUCCAGCACUACUUCAGCUUUUUCGCUGCCAUUCGAGAUGCCCUAAGAGACAAUAAACUGAAGCAGCUGAAAGAGCUGAUCUGCAGGCAGGCGCUGCAGGGCCCGGCAAGCGCAAAACCAGGCCAGUGAGCUCGGGGAAGACUGGGAGAAGAAGGACUGCCAAGGCGGGAAGGUUGCAGGUUUCAUCCUUGCGCAAUGGGACUUUGUAACCUGGACUUCCAGCAGGGCCACCUGGGCCUGCUGGGCAGUUAAAUCCUCCCUUCAUGCGGGAAAGGAGAUCUUAUUAGAGAGCACCCUUCAGUUAAUGGACUUCUUACAUUCCGGGGAUAUGGAGGAGCUGAACAGCUCACAAGACCUGCACGGACAGCUUUAUUUUCAGUUACACGCUGCUGGGUUUUGGGAUGGAAAACAGAAUUGCUGAACGUGAGAUUGAGGAAGAAGCAAGGCAUAUACUUAAAAUGAGCGCAGCUGCCUGACAGGAAGCUCAGCAACUGUUUGGGACUUUCAUUCCAGCCUCAAAAGAUACUCCAUGUCAUUUGUUUGUUUACAAAAAAUCCUAAUGGUGUUGGGGUCUCCAUCAUGCAGCUCCCUGAUGCGAGACCCUGCCUCAGUUUAACACGCUUCUCCUUGUGACCAUUGACAGCAUCAGUGUCUCUGGAGAGAAAUGAGUGGAAGUGCUGCUUUUUCUGAGGCACACAGGACCGUAUACAGAGCAGGAUGUUCUCGGAGACAGGCAGAGGCUGUCCAGCUCAGCCAGGCUUUGCCUUAGGGAGUCCUAAUCUGUGGCAUUAGAGUCGGAAAGAAAAGCGUAUAUUUGAACCAUGUCCUGMUUUAGAG
Molecule: messenger RNA, 1825 nt
Organism: Nothoprocta perdicaria
Lineage: Eukaryota; Metazoa; Chordata; Aves; Tinamiformes; Tinamidae
Gene: QTRT2
Product: queuine tRNA-ribosyltransferase accessory subunit 2
Exons: 7
Coding region: 101-1117 (338 amino acids)
Molecular function (GO): tRNA-guanosine(34) queuine transglycosylase activity
Source: RefSeq, a predicted model, not a curated record